GUCGGUGGGCGGAGAGGAGAAUUACAAGGCACCAUAAACGCUUAAGGCAAGAGACGCUACCGGCGUUGUUGGUUGCUCAGCUAUUCUCUGCUCAAAAGUAGUGCAACAGCUGUGCACAGUUUGCUGGUUACUAUGGAAUCAUCAUUGGCCGCUUUCAUCAUGUGACACCCCUCAUAUUAGUAACAAUGUAACGUUUUAAUAACACGUCAUAUCCGUAAACAAACAGGCAGAGUUCAUAAGUCCUUAUACCCCGAGAGAGGGGGAACUCAGGGAAAACAACUGUUCCAUCCGAAUUGAAGACAGAGUUCAUGAGGUCGAUGCAUCGGUUUACGAGGCAGCACACAAUGAAAAACAAAUGCAAGUGAUCGACGAGGUUUCUAGCCAUCUGGUGAUAUUGAACAUGUCGAGACAGACAACUCGGUGACUGCAUCAUCCCUGCUGGUGUGGUGGACACGCCGACUCCCGGGUGAUUCAUAAGUAGCAGCGCGGCUGCUACCCCUCCAGCUGCUGGCGGAGCCCUUUAACUGUGAGUGACAGCUGGAGCUCAGCGAGCCCGUGUUCGGGACCGUGGACCAGCCCGCUGCUGGAGCCCUUUAACUGUGAGUGACGGCUGGAGCUCAGUGAGGCCGUGUUCGGAACCGUGUACAAUCCGCUGCUGGAGCCCUUUAACUAGAGAAGAUGCCUUUCAGUAAUGAGAAACAUUCCUUGAAUGAUGAAUCAUUGAACAGUGAUGCUGAAUCUUGUGAGCGGUCAGAUAGUGUCAAUUCUUCCAGUGACUAUGAAUAUGCUCGACAAAGCUUCAGUAGUGAUUCUUCCAGUAAACCGAGCUCACCAGCCUCAAGCCCUCCCAAAAUGGUUUCUUUUGAUGAUCUCAUAGAAACUGCAAAUGGGUUGUCAAAGUUGACUCUGGCUCAUGAAAUAGUUAUGAAUAGCAAUUUCCAAAUGAAAUCAGUCGAUCUUCCUCCACAAAGUUUACAGAGGAGAGUUAAAGAAAUAGUUCACAGAGCAUUCUGGGACUGCUUGGAGGCUCAGCUGAACAAGAAGCCACCUGAAUAUGAUCAUGCCCUCUUGCUUUUGGGAGAAAUUAAAGAGAUACUGCUCUCAUUUUUGAUACCUGGCCAAAAUAGACUUCGAAACCAGAUCUCUGAGGUCCUUGAUUUGGAUCUAAUUCAACAACAGGCUGAACACAAUGCUAUUGACAUUCAUAAACUGGCUGACUAUAUAAUCACAUUAAUGGGCAAGUUUUGUGCCCCAGUUCGGGAUGAUGAAGUAAAAAAAUUAAAAUCGGUUACGGAAAUAGUGCCACUGUUCAGAGAGAUAUUUCGUGUCCUUGAUUUGAUGACUAUGGAUAUGGUCAACUUCACCAUUCAAUAUAUUCGGCCACACAUUCAACAAUGUUCUGUAGAUUAUGAACGAAGCAAAUUUCAAGAUUUUCUCAACAAACAGCCCAAUGCCCUUGAUCACACGACUCAGUGGCUAAAGGAGUCUAUUGCUGAAGUUUCAGCCUUGGGGCUCUCCUCAGACUCAUCAUCCUCUGCCACCAAUGGGAGUUCCAGUCUUUCUCUAAGCCCAUCUUCUGUGCUAAACAAUGGUUAUUUGAAAUUAUUGCAGUGGAAUUAUGACAAUAAGCCAGUACCUGAGACUCUUUUGACCGAUCAAUCACGUCUCCAAAAACUACAGCAAAGACUUAACCAGCAAAGACUUGUAGCCUAUCUGAUGCUGAUCAUCUGCAACAUUGGGGGGGCAACUCUCUCAAGCCUACCAGACUUUUGUGACAAAGUAAAGCGAGUUAUAAUUGUCUUACUUGAAGGCAUGAAUGACAAAAAUUUCAACCUUGAAGAAACACUUAAAACCAUAAGUGUAAAGGUUUGUUCUGAAAUAAACCAAGCCUUACUUGAACGUGGUUACCCUGUGCUUAACAAUGAAAGUAAAGCAAACCUCACAGGACAAAUCUGCAACAUUAAGCAAGAAGGAAAUCCUGUCCGCACCUUAAUCAAUAAUCGGAUUGAACUAUACAUGAGAAAUUUGCUCAAUGUAGAGAAUCAGCAGAAGACUGUAUCUGUUGUUUUGGGAGGUCUGGAACCCAUUCAGGCUGAACUGGAAGAGAUUGGAUCCCAGUAUGUCUGUAUUAUUAAAUACAACAGGCAGGUGUAUGGGCCAUUUUACUCUGGCAUUCUGCGAAAAUUGCUAUUCAGUAAUCUUGCAUCAGCAGGCACAACAGCAUCGUAUUCUCCUUGAAAGGAGACGGUUAAUAAAAGGGAGCACGCCUGUUUUGGUUUGUAGUGUUUUAUAGUGCAUCUUCGUACAUUGACUGUAUUGAAUGGUGUUAUCUGCAUAUUACUUAAAUAUAUUUGGCUAAUUGCAAAUAUAUAACAUUUACUAUUCUUCAGCAAAGCCACCAAAUUAUAGAAAUUUAUUUAAUAAAAUCAUUUGAGCCUAAAUUUAUACAUUUGUAUUUGUACUAAGUAAAUCUGGCCUUGUUCAGUAUUUUUAAAUUGGCCAUCACUAUUAACUCAUACGUGAUUAUAAAAUUGUUUAGUAUUUUUCUAUUAAGAAUCAAAACACUUUUUUUGGUAAGUAUGUUAAUGCCCUGUUAUGUUAUGCCAAUCAUAAAACAGUGUUCAUAAAAGCCAAAAAUAAGCAUCACUUUGGUCCAGUGACACAAAGGAAAAAGCCAAUGGAAUCAGUUUUAAUUUUCUGAAGCUGUAUCGGAUUGGUUGCAACCUUAGUUGUACACAAGAACAAAAAAAAAUUAAACUUUAAUUGUCUUGCUCUUGAGAAAAAUCCAACAAUAAGAUGUCCUUUGGAGUCUAAGACCAUUCUGAAAACUGCUUUUCAUACAUUCACACUCACCCAGGCCCCCCUCCAAAAAUCUUUAACAUAUUUUGAGUGAUCUUUGGUGAAUUGCUGAUUGCAUGUCAGGCAGCUAUGGAAUUAAAGGGUUGAGAAAUUAUUAAAGAGCUUUUAAAUUAUAUUUGCACAAUAACAACAGAAUUUAAGUCUCCAUUGUCUUAUUUAAAUUCCUUCAGUCAGGUUACUCUUUCAUUAGUGUUGAAAUGGCUCUUAUCAAAGUUAUGUGAUGACAAGAAAGCAUGAAUUUACAGAGCAUCGUUAAUGCAAUAAAAUACCCCAAGACACUUAUCAGGAAAAUUAUCUAAAAAAUUGACAUUGAGCCAUAUGGAAGAAAUUGGGAUAGACGACAAAGCUUUGUCAAAGGUAUUUAAAAAGAGAUUUGAAAUGGGUGAAGCAGAAAUCCUGGAAGGAUUUGAAAAUGAGAAUUUUAAAAAUGAAAGCAUUGCAUAAUCAGCAGGUCAAGCACAAAGGUCGUGUAAGUGAGGGUUAACAUCCCCAGCUUUGCAAUACUUUUGAGAUAUCGGCACUCUUAUUCUAUUAAGGUCUAAGCUCUGACAUUCUCUCACCAGACCUCUCUGCUUAUGUGUUUUUCUCCUUUUAUAACAUUCCAUAAGCUCUUCCCACAAGCUUUUGAUCACUGGCCCUAAUAUCUAUGUAUGGCUCAGUGUCAAAUUUUGUUUUGAUAAUGCUUCUAUUAGUCAGCUUAGGACAUUUUACUAAAUUACAUUUGUAAUAUAACUUUGCUGUGGGAAGGUUGCUUAAAGUAUCUCCAGCAAAACCUCACUGUGCAAGUUGCGUUUAUUCAUUGACCUUCAAUUUAACAUUUUCUUUUUUUUGUAUCUGGGGUGUAGUGUUAUGUCAUCAGCAGCCCAUGUAUCUGGAUUUUUGCAAGCAUUUUACUAUCAUUAGAAACUUGAAAUUAGUUUCAACAUAUAAAAGUGGUGCUAAUUGUUAGUUGUAUUUGUUUUGGGUUUGUUGUGUAAUCUUUUAUUCUGGAUAUAUGGUGUCUAGUUUACUUUGCAUGGAACAGGACAUGUAAUCCAAUUGAUGACUUAGUAUCUAGUGCCAUACCCUUGCUGUAAAUGCAUUUUCUUUUCAGCAGAUUGGUGCAUGGUUCCUUGAAUUUGUUAAACAUGAGACCCAAGCAUGUUGGAACAGUAUUUUGCACAUGUAUAUCUUGUUAUUUGCGUUGCAGGCUUUUGACUUGCACUGGUACUAUGUUUAGUGUUAACUGACAUGAGUAGUAGUUCUUAAAUCAAAAGCAUUAAUAAGUAAUUUUACAGUGGCAGGCUUACAACCAAUAAUGUUUUUUCAGUUUUAGCUAUUGAAGUACCUAAUUGAUAGGAAAUUUGAGGAAUACUUUCUGCUAUUCAUCUGUGGCUUUUCUUAGGUAUCUUUUUCCAAGGUAAUGCACAAUGUGUGUGUUUCUAUCCCCAUACAUACUAUUCUAUUCAUUGAACUUCAUGAGUGGGUAGAGAUUCUUGUGCUACACAGGUUAAAAAUCAAUUUAGAUCGUUAUUUCAUUUUGUAUGGGACAGAUUUGCAGCUUUACUGCUUGGAAGUUAAGCAUCAGCUUUCUGGAAUGUAGAGAUUAAAAUUGGGCUGCAUGAUUGAAUGUUUGUAUUCGAACAACUUUUAAUUUUGUUGAGCAUUGUCAGCAUUCAGAGAUACCUGCCCAGUUUUUAUGCUCUAUCCUUUAUCCAACAAAUAACCCAAAAGAGCAAUAUAUGUUCUGAAGGCUUGAAACCAGCCCUUAGUAAUCUACUAAUGUGUAAAAUAGUGGGGGGGAAAAAGCCAAUGAUGUGCUUUGUUUGUCAUGUUCCAGACUUCCUCCACUUUUAUAGUUCAGUGCUCCUGUAGAUUUAUCCAUUGUUGCUCAUUUGAAGCUGGGGAUAUUCUGAGUGAUGGUUAUAUUUGUAUUAGUAAUGUAAGACAUGUUCAAUCUAAAGGAUACCAUGUGAUUGAUUGUGGGGAGGAAAGUUACUGUUGAACCUUGGCCAAAUUGAGAAUAAAAAUACAACUAAUUCCAAACCUCUGUGUGAAUGCAAGGGAGGAAAGUUUUGUUGCUACUGUCAUCUUAAUUGCCAUAUUUCAACUCUCAUUCUGGAUCUGUAUUUUAAAAGAAAGUCUAAGUUUCAAGUUUUGUACAAUAAAAACCUGAAU
This is a messenger RNA of Pristis pectinata (smalltooth sawfish), 5016 nucleotides long. Its product is annotated as T-complex protein 11-like protein 2. Bases 679 to 2238 code for a protein of 519 amino acids. Gene Ontology annotation, biological process: signal transduction. Lineage: Eukaryota; Metazoa; Chordata; Chondrichthyes; Rhinopristiformes; Pristidae. The transcript is spliced from 10 exons. The record is from RefSeq and is a predicted model, not a curated record.